UGUCACCAGAUUUUUUUCGAAAGCAAAAGCAAAUGCAAGUUUUUCCGACGACUCGCCAAAACCAAUAGGAGCAGCAGCACGUAUAGCAGCAGCAGCAGCAGCAGCAGCGGUAGAGCAGCAGCCGUGCCGUUAAUUUUAUUGAUCCACCCCGAGUGACGCCCGUGCCGCAGCCGCUUCGGGAAAAUCGGGUACCAGUCUCCCCUCCCUUGACCGACCGAAACCCGCCGGAGAGGCCGCCGGAGCGCCAACGCAGCAGCAGCAGUAGUGACCAGUGAGUGCAAAGACCCGAGAGCGCCCCGGAAAAACGGCCUGCAUUGGGGUGGGCAUUUCACCCCGCUCGGAGUGCAUCCUCAGGAUUAGUUGUUCGUGUGUUCUGAGGGAAAAGAAAACGGGGUCAUUUUGCAUCCCGCGGCAAUAGGCUUCUCCUCCUCCUCCCACAUUGUGUUCCCUUUUCGGCGGACCAGCGGAUGGUACGUUUCGUGCCAUUGGAAUAACCGUCGAUCGUGUGUGUAGGUGUGAGUGUUUGUGUGUUUGCUCCAGUUCCAGUGGAAAGUGUCCGCAUUGUGUGUGUGUGUGUGUGUUUGUGUGCUUGAUCGCGUUGAGUUUUCCCCCGCUGCCCCUGUGGAAAACGCACAACAAGCAACCGUUUGGUUUCCUAAAGAAAGAAGAGCAGUGUGUGUGUGUGUGUCUGUGCCAGUGUCUACUGAGAUUGGAGUCGUGUGUCUAGUGUGUGUGUUUGUGCGCUCCAAGUGUGUGAAACGGGAGCAGAAGCAAUAGAAAGGAAAACACAGCGGAGGGCAAAGAAAGAGCAGUGAAGGAAAACCCUCCACAACAUAACAGUCGUCGCCGCCACCACCCGUCACCCCACACGCUCCACACGAUGUCGUCAUCAGGCGAUUUUGGAAAUCCGCUGCGGAAGUUCAAGCUGGUGUUUCUCGGCGAACAGAGCGUGGGCAAAACAUCGCUAAUCACCAGGUUUAUGUACGACAGCUUCGACAACACAUACCAGGCCACGAUCGGUAUAGACUUCCUCUCGAAAACGAUGUAUCUAGAGGAUCGAACAGUGAGAUUACAGCUGUGGGACACGGCCGGCCAGGAACGGUUCCGGUCGCUGAUACCAUCCUACAUUCGUGAUUCAACCGUAGCAGUAGUGGUGUACGACAUUACAAACGCGAAUUCAUUUCAUCAAACGUCGAAAUGGAUCGAUGACGUGCGAACGGAGCGCGGCAGCGACGUGAUCAUCAUGCUGGUGGGCAAAACCGACCUUUCCGACAAGCGCCAGGUGUCGACGGAGGAGGGCGAGCGAAAAGCGAAAGAACUGAACGUAAUGUUUAUCGAGACUAGUGCGAAAGCCGGCUAUAACGUUAAGCAGCUUUUCCGAAGAGUGGCCGCCGCCCUGCCUGGCAUGGAUUCGACCGAGAAUAAACCACCAGAAGACAUGCACGAGGUUGUGCUGAAAGAUUCGCCAAACGAAACAAAAGACCCGGAAGGUGGCUGUGCCUGCUGAAAUCGCGCUCCCGGUACCAUCCCCCUCCUCGUCUGCGUGCCCAACCCGCGCCUACGGAGAGACAACUAUUUUUGAAAGCAUUAUGAUGAUAACCCGUUACUACUGCUACUACUACUACUACUACUACUACUAUUGACUGUACUAUUACUACUCUACUGCAAACUACUGCUAAUAUAACACGACUGCAACACGGACCAGCGUUUUUCACCAUUACGAUUGAUUGUAAUUUUGCUUAUUUCGCUGUGUUAAGCCGUUCCCCCCUCCCCCCUCCUCGACGGACUGGCUCUUGGACUAAUAAUGAGAGUGAGGACACGGACACACACAUCCCGACGAACGGCGCCCGAACAUGCAGUGCAGUGUUUAGUCUUUUUUCGUUAGUUUUGUUUUGUUACGCGAUUUUCCGACCUAUUUAUUUUGGUAGCAACAAAAAAAGAAAUAAUAAUGUAGUGCAGUUAGAGCAUGGUGUGAACUAUUUCUAAGUGGACGGACACAAUUGCCGCGCUUAUUAUGAAAUGCAGGUAUUGUGGGAGGGAUUUUGUUUUGCGUAAAAAUAUGAACAAUUGAGCUGCGCCAGAGCAGUUCAUUUUUUAUUCCAUUUCUCGUUUUGAUUCAUUUCCCGGUUAUGCCCCUCUUCAAUAGGUCAGUCAGGUUUGCGUUAGAUUAUUACAACUAAAUUAAGUAGCUUGUUCACCUCCCCCACGGCGCUGUGUGACUGCAAAUGCAAUAUAUACACGUUUCCGGUAUGAUGAUAACUGCUGCCAGAGAUGCGAAUAUAGAAAGUGCUGCAAUAUUAUUGUGUAUAAACUGUUGCACAUCGCCAGACUUAUACCGACGCGGAGUACGCUUUAGUUUUGUCUUAUUUUAUUCGCUUUUUCGUACACACAUACACACAUACAUCCA
Molecule: messenger RNA, 2407 nt
Organism: Anopheles merus
Lineage: Eukaryota; Metazoa; Arthropoda; Insecta; Diptera; Culicidae
Product: ras-related protein Rab6-like
Molecular function (GO): GTP binding; GTPase activity
Source: RefSeq, a predicted model, not a curated record